GACAUGGGACUGAAAAACUUGAAUAGCAAUAAGAUUUUCUAUCAUCGUAUUUUUAUUAAUCUGCGAUUGCUGCGAAUUUUUCAUAGAAUAUAUUUGGUGUAAAUUGGGUAUUACAUUUGCUUUUGUUGUUUUCAAUGAUGCUCAAAUUGCAGCGCAGAUAGUUUGGCAUCUCCCGUGUGUCAAAAUAAUUAGCGAUUUUAGUCGGAUACCUUAGAAAAUAGCUUAAGCUGUACGUAAAAGAAAUUACAAAAUGAACAAGAAGUUGAAGCUUGCUAAUUUAGCUUCACCUAGAUACACUAGGUCGAUGAAAAAAAAAAUCGGUGAAAUAGUCAACCAGACCACAAAUGUGUCGGAAUAUUUUCCCGACAAUGUGAAAAAACCAGAACCUGCGAAAGCUGUAACCAAAAAGCGGCCGCCGAUUAAGGUGGAGUACGAGAAUCCACCUGAGGCGAAAUUGAAAAAGUUGCCAAAAAUAAAAAAUGCAAAACCUCCGAUCAAUGAUGAAUGGGAACCGGAAAACUGGCGAUCUAUUCUAACAAAUAUUUAUGAAAUGCGCAAAAAUGCCACUGCUCCUGUGGAUGAAAUGGGAUGCCACAAAUGCUCCGAUCCAAAUGCUACUGCCUCCGAUGCUAGGUUUCAGAUUUUGAUGGCCCUCAUGCUCAGCAGCCAGACCAAGGAUCAAGUAACUCAUGCAGCAAUGGAGAAACUCAAGACCCAUGGCUGUACACCCAUGAACAUUAAACUCACAGACAAUGCAAUAUUGGGAAAACUAAUUUAUCCAGUUAGUUUUUGGAAGCGAAAAGUGGAAUAUAUAAAAAAGACGACAGACAUCCUGCUGGAACAGUAUGCUGGAGACAUUCCAAAGACGAUAGAGGAUUUAUGCAAACUUCCCGGUGUUGGGCCCAAAAUGGGUCAUCUCUGUAUGCAAAUUGCAUGGGGUGAAGUUUCCGGCAUUGGGGUAGACACACAUGUACAUCGUAUAUCCAACCGCCUUGGCUGGGUGCGCAAACCAACAAAAGCACCAGAAGAAACUAGAGUUCAGCUGGAAUCAUGGCUCCCUAAAGAUAAAUGGGUAGAGGUAAACUACAUUUUAGUAGGCUUCGGUCAAGAAACCUGUCUCCCUUUGAGACCAAAGUGCUCAGAGUGUUUAAACAAAAACAUUUGCCCUUACGCUAAGAAGAAUGGUGCAAAGCAUCGUAACCUCAAUUUCGAUAACAAGAUUGUACAAAUGAGCGCGAAUUCGAAAUUGAACAUUUUAACGUCGCCUAGGUACACCAGGGCGAUGAAAAAGAAAGUCGGUGAACUAUUAAAUCCAACGUCUGAAUGUUUACCUGAUGGUGUGCAAAGAGCAGAAAUGGUAAAAGUCGCCGUAAAAAAGCGGCCGCCGAUUAAGAUCGAAUACGAGAAUCGGCACGAUAAAAAAAUGAAAAUAUCAGUCACAGAAAAUAAAAAAACAUCAAUCAGCGCCGGAUGGGAACCGAAAGAUUGGCGAGUUAUUUUAGCAAACAUUCAAGAAAUGCGGAAAAAUAUCACGGCUCCUGGUGACGAAAUAGAACGCCACAACGGCCCUCAGCUAAAUGCAACUCUUAGGUUCCAGACUCUCAUUGGUACAAUGCUGAGCAGCCAAACUAAACAAGAAAUAACUCAUGCAGCGAUGAAUAGACUCAGAGCUCAUGGUUGUACACCGGCUAAUAUCAAACAGACGCCUGAUGAUGUAUUGGGAAAAUUAAUUCAUCCAGUUGGUCUUUGGAAGCGAAAAGUCCUAUAUAUAAAGAAGACAGUAGACAUUUUGCUGGAACAGUACGCAGGAGAUAUACCAAGGACUGUUGAUGAUUUGUGCAAACUUCCUGGGGUUGGACCCAAAGUGGGUCAUCUCUGCAUGCAAUUAGCAUGGGGCAAAGUUUGCGGAAUUGUUGUAGACACGCAUGUGCAUCGUUUGUCCAAUCGGUUUGGCUGGGUACAGAAACCAACAAAAAUACCAGAAGAGACAAGAGCCCAGUUAGAAUCGUGGCUUCCAAAAGAAGAAUGGUUUGACAUAAACCGCACUCUAGUCGUGUUUGGUCAAACGAUCUGUAACCCAGUAAGACCAAAAUGCUUCGAGUGUUUGAACAAAGAUAUUUGUCCUUAUAGUCAAAAGAAUAUUACUAACAAGUGAUUUUUGUGGAGCGAAAAGAGAAGGGUCAAAGAGUUUGACAUUAUUAAGU
This is a messenger RNA of Diprion similis, 2204 nucleotides long. RefSeq lists its product as uncharacterized. Lineage: Eukaryota; Metazoa; Arthropoda; Insecta; Hymenoptera; Diprionidae. The coding region runs from base 251 to 2155 and encodes 634 amino acids. Gene Ontology annotation, cellular component: nucleus. The transcript is spliced from 4 exons. Gene Ontology annotation, biological process: base-excision repair; base-excision repair, AP site formation; nucleotide-excision repair. The record is from RefSeq and is a predicted model, not a curated record. Gene Ontology annotation, molecular function: oxidized pyrimidine nucleobase lesion DNA N-glycosylase activity; DNA-(apurinic or apyrimidinic site) endonuclease activity; 4 iron, 4 sulfur cluster binding.